AUGGGUAUAAAAAAACAAUGCAGCUAUCGGGAUUACUGGUCUUCUGCUCCAGAUUUACACGACGAUUAUGUAAGUAAUAUUAUGCCAGUGAAUAGGUUUAGUUGGUUGUUAUCACAUUUACAUCUGAACGACAAUUCCGUAAUUCCAAAAAAAGGAGACGCCAACUACGAUAAAUUGUACAAGGUAAGGCCAUUUCUCAAUUUAAUUUUAAAAAAUAGUCUGGCAGUAUACAAUCCAAAUAGAAUAGUAGCUAUAGAUGAGUCAAUGAUAAAAUUUAAAGGCCGUCAUUCAUCAAAACAAUAUAUGCCUAAAAAACCCAUAAAAAGAGGAUAUAAAGUAUGGGCUUUGGCAGACAAGUACGGGUACCUUUGGAAUUUUGAUGUCUAUACAGGAAAGUCUGGUGAUACGGUAGAAAAAAAUUUGGGAGCUCGUGUAGUGAAAAACUUAUCUGCACCAUUUAAAAAUAAAAACUAUUUUCUAUACUUUGACAACUAUUUCACUAGUUAUCCGCUUAUGUCGUACUUGAAAUCAAAUGGGAUUUAUGCUUGUGGAACAGUAAACAUGACAAGAAAAUAUUUACCACAGCUAAAAGAUGACAAGUCCUUAAAACAAGGAGAAUAUGAUUGGAAUACCGAUCAAUUUUCAAUAUCAAUUAUUAAAUGGAAAGAUAAACGAUCAGUUAUCUAA
Messenger RNA from Macrosiphum euphorbiae (potato aphid), 687 nucleotides. The record is from the annotation of a GenBank genome assembly. Lineage: Eukaryota; Metazoa; Arthropoda; Insecta; Hemiptera; Aphididae.